This is a messenger RNA of Mycena citricolor, 317 nucleotides long. Lineage: Eukaryota; Fungi; Basidiomycota; Agaricomycetes; Agaricales; Mycenaceae. The record is from the annotation of a GenBank genome assembly.
GCGUCUUCUUGCUCUUCUUACUCUUUCGCAACCUGAUUGAUCUUCACGAUCAUUGUCUCUUAUUUUGCAUCGCACCUCGAGGAAAAUUGUUGGUCAAUGCAUUGGAGACAGCAGCUUCAAGCAGAAUACGUGACCUCUCAACCUAUCGAGGACUAGGUCAUCUGCCCUCGGGUGUCUCGGGUGGGGUGUCAAUGAAGCUACAAUCUUGUCAAGAUGUCAAAUCCCCUGCUUCUUGUCCAGUUUUGUUGUGGUUUCCUACCUUUUUGGCCGUUUCCGCCUGAAACGAACCAAAUCACAGGACGUAGGACGGGAAAAAA